This is a messenger RNA of Scaptodrosophila lebanonensis, 1380 nucleotides long. RefSeq names its product cystathionine gamma-lyase (gene Cth). Gene Ontology annotation, cellular component: cytoplasm. The transcript has a single exon. Gene Ontology annotation, molecular function: cystathionine gamma-lyase activity; pyridoxal phosphate binding. Lineage: Eukaryota; Metazoa; Arthropoda; Insecta; Diptera; Drosophilidae. The record is from RefSeq and is a predicted model, not a curated record. Gene Ontology annotation, biological process: transsulfuration. The coding region runs from base 52 to 1230 and encodes 392 amino acids.
UUGACGUUGAUAUUCGCAACUGUGUGCCGCGUGGAUUCAAUUUUUGUAAAAAUGAGUUUUAAAGUUCAACCCAAAGGCUUCGCCACCAAAUCGAUUCAUGCCGGCCAGGAUCCCGAGCAGUGGAAAAGUGCAAGUGUAAUACCGCCCAUCUCGUUGAGUACAACGUUCAAGCAGGAUGCGCCCGGAGAGCACCGAGGAUACGAAUAUUCAAGGAGUGGCAAUCCAACCCGCAACGUCUUGGAAAAGUGCAUGGCUGCCCUUGAUAAUGCAAAAUAUGGUUUGACCUUCUCCUCUGGCCUUGGCGCCACAACGGCUGUCCUAACUAUGCUUAGCAGUGGCGAUCAUAUUAUUAUGGGAGACGAUGUCUACGGUGGAACGAAUCGUUUAAUACGUCAAGUGGCCACUCGUUUGGGUAUAUCUGCAACUUUUGUCGAUCCAACCAAUUUGGAUAACAUUAAAGCUGCCUUUAAGCCAGAGACUAAGUUGGUUUGGAUUGAGUCCCCAACAAACCCACUGAUUAAGGUUACCGACAUCGAAGCGAUUUCAUCAUUGUGCCACAAAACUGGCGAUAUCAUCGUGGCUAUUGAUAACACUUUUCUAACAUCAUACUUCCAAAGACCUCUUGAACUGGGCGCUGAUCUGGUUUGCUAUUCGUUGACGAAGUAUAUGAACGGCCACACCGAUGUCGUCAUGGGUGGCAUAACAAUGAAUAGCGAAAAACUAUACAAUGACUUGAAAUUUCUGCAGAACGCUGUGGGAAUCGUUCCCUCCCCAUUUGAUUGUUAUCAAGUCAACCGUAGUUUAAAGACGCUGCCGCUGCGCAUGAGACAACACCAAGCUAAUGCUCUUGAAGUCGCAAAGUUCCUAGAGUCCCACGAAUAUGUCGAGAAAGUCUUACACCCGGCUCUGCCGUCCCAUCCACAGCAUCAGCUUGCUCUGAAGCAGACCUAUGGCUAUAGUGGUGUAUUCUCCUUUUACUUGAAAGGCGAUUUGAAGAACUCGUCUGCCUUUUUGAAAGCCCUGAAAGUGUUCACCCUAGCCGAGAGUCUGGGCGGAUACGAGAGCUUGGCUGAGCUGCCAUCUGUUAUGACCCACGCUUCGGUGCCAGCUGAAGAUCGAAAAACUUUGGGCAUUACUGAUGCCCUCGUACGCUUAUCAGUUGGCCUCGAAGACGCCGAAGAUCUGAUUGACGACCUCAAGCAAGCUCUAAAGAUAGCAGCAAGUGCUUGAACAUACUCGUAUUGUGCAAAAAUAUAAUUAAGUUUAAAGGUUCAACCAUUUUCGCAUGAGAUUUUAUUAUUUCUGUUUGAAUGUAUUAUUUAAUGGGCAUUCAAGUAAAUAAAUAUAUAUUCCACGCAAAGCACACUUUUAAUCUGAAAA